Messenger RNA from Mya arenaria, 2891 nucleotides. RefSeq lists its product as uncharacterized. The coding region runs from base 17 to 796 and encodes 259 amino acids. NCBI's taxonomy places the organism in Eukaryota, Metazoa, Mollusca, Bivalvia, Myida, Myidae. The transcript is spliced from 5 exons. The record is from RefSeq and is a predicted model, not a curated record.
GCAAUAUACGUGCAUUAUGGGUCCCCUGUAUUUCAAGCCAUGGAGGAGAACUGAUAGGAAGAGCUUUGUGGAGACUGAAAAAUUCCUGAUUGAAGAAAUACGGUCACACAAAAAGCGCCAACUAAAAUUAUGCCUUGUUGGCCAUACAGAAGCCGGGAAGUCGUCCUUCAUAAACUCGGUAUUUUCCGUUUCAAGAGGAAAAACAGCUGACAUGAAAAACGUUAAAAUAGAUACAGUGGACAGCAUCGGAACACAUAGGUUUUUGCUCCUUAAGACGAGAAGGGACCUUUUCGCUCAUACCAAAAUCUACGAUACCCUGGGAUUGACCGGAAACGCAAACGAUAAAGAUUACGGCCUCGCGGCAAUUGAACUCCCGCGAAUUUGCGAAGGACAUGUGCAGCCGGGACAUUUAUUUCACAUGGACUCAUCCACCGAUGCUGAUGAACAUUACUGUGUCGUUUUCGUUAUCAGUGCUAAUGUGCUCGAUGGAAUACAUGGAUCGGAACCUUCAAUUCUCUGCAACAAGAUUCUUCAUUUACAUAAAGCAGUUCCUGAUGAUGUUUCUCGAAUAAUCGUCAUUACAAAAUGUGACGAGGUGUGUAUGAAGACCAAGGAACUUAUUGAAAACAUAUAUUACAGCAAGAAGAUUCACCAGUUGGUUAAAAAGGCAGUCCGUGUGUUUGGAAUACCACAAUGUAGAGUUUUUCCAGUUGUAAACUACGUGGACCAGACGAAAAUUGACCACAAGUUGAAUGUGCCAAUUCUGUAUGCUUUACUUAAUGCAUUGGAUUUUUAGAUUGGACGACAGGUAGGAGAAUAAAGAGAAAUAACACAGAAUAAACACAAACAUACAGUUCAUGACUUGAACAAAACGCAAAAGAAACCAGACUCUGUGAAGAACGUAGUUAGAUGUUUAUUAAACUGUUAUACAUGCAUUUUGAUAUAACUGCCUGCACACUUACAAGUGGUAUGCCUUUUAAUUAUUACACUUGUUCGCUUACUUUUGUUUGACUCAAGAGUUAUCAUUUCAGCUCGUUCUAGGUUCAGAUGAAAACAAAACCUAAUAUUGGGAAAGCGUUCUAUAACAAAAUACGUUACUUCAUACCCUCAUCAUUCUCUUGCAUUAAGUGUUUAUUUUGGUACUUUUUGUGGGACAAAAACAGCUUAUACUGCCAAUGCGUUGCCUAUCAAUUUUGACCGCAUUCAAUGCUCAAACAAAUGGUCAUUUUUAACCUUUAGAAUCGACUCCAACAACAUUUGAACAUCACACUUUGAUCAAAACAGUCGUUGAAAACUAAAAAGGUGUUAAAGUUUGAGAGAGUGUAUUAGGAACAAAAUUACGUUGCCCUGUUGAAUCUGCUGAGAAUAUAUUUAGUCUAGCAAAAAGCAAUGUAUUUCCAUGUUGUAAGCUAAAACUAGCAAGUGGAUGUCAACGCGCGUCUAUUUCAUUUCAUCGAAAGGUGCAUAUCUCAUUUCAUCCAGAGCUAUCGGCCUAGGUACACGUAUGCUUUUUGUAGCUUGCAGAAUUCUUUCUAAAUGUUUAUAUCUUUCAAGUGUUUCGAGCUAUGCUGACGCAGACGACGACGCCUUCAUAAGUGGCGUUAAUUGAACGCAUGAUAGACGUUUUCUCAGAUGAAAAUUUGUGAUAAAAAUUAGCGACAGUUAUUGUUAUUGAGCGUCUUAUUGACCAGUUUCGUAUUUCAAAACAUAAGUAAUAAUGUUAUAAAUAAUCAAAAUAAUCAUAAUUGUUUGACUGAGACCAACUGCUAUAUAUUAACAUUUGAAUGGAAAUAAGAGAGAGAGAGAGAGAGAGAGAGAGAGAGAGAGAGAGAGAGAAAGUGAGAGAGAGAGAGAGUUGCCGUUGUACCUUACGUACGUGCGUCUUUCUUUUUUGACGCCAUAAGAGUCAAACAGUUUCUUAAAAGCGUUCACUUGGACAUAUUAAGAAUGAACUUGGAUUUAACUUGUUGUAAAAAAAAAAAUAAACACCUAAACUAACACUUCCUUGAAUGAACUUCUCUUCAACAAUUACGUGUUAUGGCCUAUUGAAAUUUCAAUUGAUUAUCAAGUGGUUCCUGAUGUUAAGUAAAUAGUUGAUCACAGUACAUAUAGCAAUGCAAUAAACCAUUUGUCGUGUUUGUUAGUUUAGAGAUUAACGUAGUGAUGCAUUGUAUUUUACAAUAUUUUGAAGAUGCUGAGUUAUGUUAAAAAACACCAAACAAUACUGCAAAGUUUGUUUGUGCAAGAAGUAAAAUCCAUGUGACAUUAUAUUUGUGCACAUUUAUCAUAUGCUAUGUGAUAUAUGAUAUGGAUUAAAGAAGAUUAAAUGAAUACAACAUUGAUUGAACAUCCAACAAUAGUUACAGAAAUAAGCUUUUGACUAACAUUGUGUAUAGUUACAGAACUCUCUGUGUCCGUAAUGGCUGAUUUGAUCUUGAACCAUCCAAACACAUUGUUUACUUAAUAUAUAACAAUAACUAAAUAGUCAAAAAAUGUAAAUAUUUCUUUGUACCCAUUCAGUUAAUAUACAUGUUUCUUUAUAAGAAUUGCUUUUAGCUUGAAUGUGAGGAAUCUUGAUAGAUCAUAUAUAUUAUAUAACUCUGGAGUCUGUUUCAUGGGUAGAAACAAGAACUGACGUCUAUUUUGAGAGGCCAUGAGGAACUACCCUUAAAGGGAAUGUAACCCACAGCCUCAUGGGUGAGUAGCGGACUCCAUAAAAUCACCCUCACCCUUAUUUGUUAUUAUUUGUUUAAUGUCGACAAUGUUAUAUAAACACAUGAAGGUGGUUUUAAAGGCUUAAAGAAAUAUUUAUGCCUGUCAAUUUUUUUACAGAAUAUAUGGUCUGAGCAUUGUAUCGAAAUGAUUAUCUUUAUGAUCAGUUUUAAGUCAGA